AUGUCGGCUCCUCACGCAACCGGUGCCGGCUCGACAGAGCCGGAUCACCUCAAGCACUCCAUCCCCAGUGGAGCUCUUGACCCCGAAAAGCAGGCUCCCGCCGCUGAGAAGUCGGAAGGCGUACCUCUCGAUGACGACGACGAAGAAAUCGAAGACAUCGACGCCUUGAUCGAUGACCUCGAGUCUGAAGAUGAACACAAUUUCGAGGAGGAUGAAGAGGCCGAAGUCGGCGCCAGUGCUCGUCCUGUCCCUGAGGACCUCCUUAAGACGGAUACUCGUACUGGUUUGACUUCUGCUGAGGUUGACCAACGAAGGAAGCGAUACGGUCUCAAUCAAAUGAAGGAAGAGAAGGAAAAUCUCGUCUUGAAGUUUCUUAUGUACUUUGUUGGUCCUAUUCAGUUCGUCAUGGAGGCUGCCGCUAUUCUCGCUGCCGGUCUUCAGGACUGGGUUGAUUUCGGUGUCAUCUGUGGUCUCUUGCUCCUUAACGCUUGCGUUGGUUUCUUCCAAGAAUUCCAAGCUGGUUCCAUCGUCGACGAAUUGAAGAAGACUCUUGCCCUCAAGGCCGUCGUCCUCCGUGACGGCCGUCUCUUUGAAAUCGAAGCCCCACAGGUCGUUCCCGGUGAUAUUCUCCAAAUCGAAGAAGGUACCAUUGUUCCCGCCGAUGGUCGCAUUGUUACCGAAGAUGCCUUCCUCCAGGUCGAUCAGUCCGCCAUUACCGGUGAAUCUCUCGCCGUUGACAAGCACAAGGGUGACAACAUGUAUGCUUCCUCCUCGAUCAAGCGUGGUGAGGCCUUCAUGGUCGUCACUGCCACCGGUGACAACACCUUCGUCGGUCGCGCCGCUGCUCUCGUCUCUCGCGCUUCUGCCGGUACUGGUCACUUCACCGAAGUCUUGAACGGUAUUGGUACUGUUUUGUUGAUCCUCGUCAUCUUCACCCUUCUUGUCGUCUGGGUUGCCUCUUUCUACCGAUCCAACCCAAUCGUCCACAUCUUGGAGUUCACCCUCGCUAUUACUAUCAUCGGUGUCCCAGUCGGUCUUCCAGCUGUCGUUACCACUACCAUGGCCGUCGGUGCUGCCUACCUCGCCAAGAAGAAGGCCAUCGUCCAGAAGCUCUCUGCUAUUGAAUCUCUCGCUGGUGUCGAAAUCCUCUGCUCUGACAAGACCGGUACCUUGACCAAGAACAAGCUCUCCCUCGCUGAACCCUAUACCGUCGAGGGUGUCGAAGCCGAUGACCUCAUGCUUACUGCCUGCUUGGCUGCCUCCCGCAAGAAGAAGGGUCUUGACGCUAUUGACAAGGCCUUCUUGAAGUCUCUCAAGUUCUACCCACGCGCCAAGUCUGUUCUCUCCCGCUACAAGGUCUUGCAAUUCCACCCCUUCGACCCUGUCUCCAAGAAGGUUACCGCUGUUGUCGAAUCUCCCCAAGGUGAACGUAUAAUCUGCGUCAAGGGUGCCCCACUUUUCGUUCUCCGAACUGUUGAGGAGGACCACCCCAUCCCGGAGGAGAUCGCCAUGGACUACAAGAACAAGGUUGCCGAAUUCGCUACUCGUGGUUUCCGUUCUCUUGGUGUUGCCCGCAAGCGUGGUGAAGGUCACUGGGAAAUUCUUGGUAUCAUGCCUUGCUCUGAUCCCCCACGUCACGAUACCGCUCGCACUAUCAAUGAAGCCAAGACUCUCGGUCUCUCCAUCAAGAUGUUGACUGGUGACGCUGUCGGUAUUGCUCGUGAAACCUCCCGCCAACUCGGUCUCGGAACCAAUGUCUACAAUGCUGAACGUCUUGGUCUCGGUGGUGGCGGUGAAAUGCCUGGUUCUGAAGUCUACGAUUUCGUUGAAGCUGCCGAUGGUUUCGCUGAAGUUUUCCCCCAACACAAGUACAACGUCGUCGAAAUUCUCCAACAGCGUGGUUACCUUGUUGCUAUGACUGGUGAUGGUGUCAACGAUGCUCCUUCCCUCAAGAAAGCCGAUACUGGUAUUGCCGUCGAGGGUGCCUCUGACGCUGCCCGUUCUGCCGCCGAUAUUGUUUUCUUGGCUCCUGGUCUCUCUGCUAUCAUCGACGCUCUUAAGACUUCCCGUCAAAUUUUCCAUCGUAUGUACGCCUACGUCGUCUACCGUAUCGCCUUGUCUCUCCAUUUGGAAAUCUUCUUGGGUCUUUGGAUUGCCAUCUUGAACGAGUCCCUCAACCUUAACCUUGUCGUCUUCAUCGCCAUCUUCGCCGAUAUUGCCACCUUGGCCAUCGCCUACGAUAACGCUCCAUUCUCCAAGACUCCAGUUAAGUGGAACUUGCCCAAGCUCUGGGGUAUGUCCGUCCUCCUCGGUGUCGUCCUUGCCAUCGGUACUUGGAUUACUCUCACUACUAUGCUUGCGCAUAACGACCCCACCCCCGGCGGUAACCAAUUCGGAGGUAUUGUCCAGAACUUCGGUAACCGUGACGAAGUCCUCUUCUUGGAAAUCUCCUUGACUGAGAACUGGCUUAUCUUCAUCACCCGUGCCAAUGGUCCAUUCUGGUCCUCCAUUCCAUCCUGGGAAUUGAGCGGUGCCAUCUUGCUUGUCGACAUCAUCGCUACUCUCUUCACCAUCUUCGGUUGGUUCGAGCACUCUCGCACUUCCAUCGUCGCCGUCGUCCGUAUCUGGAUUUUCUCCUUCGGUAUCUUCUGCGUCAUGGGUGGUGUCUACUACUUGCUCCAGGGCUCGAUUGGAUUCGACAAUCUCAUGCACGGCAAAUCACCCAAGCAGAAGCAGAAGCAGAGAAGUUUGGAAGAUUUCGUUGUCUCUAUGCAACGUGUCUCUACACAACACGAGAAGAACGCGUAA
Messenger RNA from Orbilia oligospora ATCC 24927, 2808 nucleotides. RefSeq lists its product as uncharacterized. The transcript is spliced from 3 exons. Gene Ontology annotation, biological process: regulation of intracellular pH; proton export across plasma membrane. Gene Ontology annotation, molecular function: P-type proton-exporting transporter activity; ATP hydrolysis activity; ATP binding. The coding region runs from base 1 to 2808 and encodes 935 amino acids. The record is from RefSeq and is a predicted model, not a curated record. Gene Ontology annotation, cellular component: plasma membrane. NCBI's taxonomy places the organism in Eukaryota, Fungi, Ascomycota, Orbiliomycetes, Orbiliales, Orbiliaceae.